AUGAUGGGAAGAAAAAAGAAAGCAAGCGGAAUUUCUGUGGCGUCAAUCGGCGAAUUCUCCUUCGUAAUUCUUCAAUAAAAUUCGUCGUCAUGGGGAAAUCAUUUGCCAAUUUUAUGUGCAAGAAGUUCUUUCACCCAGCAUCCUAUGCAAAUAUUAAACGGGUAUGGAUGGCAGAACAGAGGACUGAUGCAGAAAAGAAAAAGCAAGAAGCCUUGAGAUCUGAAUAUGAAAGAGAACAAGACACUUAUAACAAUAGGCAGCUAAUGGGUGACGUACGGGUGAAGCAUGGCCUGAAUUUCAUGUACGAACCGCCCAAGGGCAUGAAGCAGGAAGAGAAGGAGGAUGGGGAUCAGGAGUACAAGUUUGAAUGGCAGCGUGGGGCUCCUAGAGAAGGCUACGCCAAGGACAUGGAAGUCACCGACCAACCCUUUGGUAUCGCUGUCCGCAACGUCAAGUGUAUCAGAUGCCACAAGUGGGGCCAUGUCAACACUGAUAGAGAGUGCCCAAAGUUUGACCAGACCAAGGACGAUGAGAUUGCUGGACCCAGCACCGACAAAUCUGAUCUGAUGGAGGAUAUGAGAAGGGAUGGGCUGGCUCUGAAACAGAACGUCCUUGGAAGGAAAGUCAAUGAGGAUGCUAAAAAUCAGAAAUUUGUUGGCAGCAGUGACGAUGAGGAUGAUGAUGUGGAACCAGAAGAAGCUUUCCUCAAAUCACUCUCCAUGAAAGACAAAGUGAAACUACUUAAGAAGUUGGAGAAGAUGGAGAAGAAGCAGAAGCGUCUAAAUUCAAAGAGCUCUAAGAAGAAGAAGAAGGACAUGAAGAAGAUAAAGAAAAGAAAGGCAUCGCACUCAUCGGAUGAUAGUGAUAGCCACUCAGAUGAACGAGGGAAGAAGGAUAGAAGGAGGGAGAAGGAAAGACAGCAUGGUGGAAAAUCCAGGAAAGGACAUUAUGCUGAAUCGUCUUCGGAUGAUGAACAUUAUGAGAGAGAUAGAAAGGAGAAAGAACGUAAGCAUAGUGGAAGAUCCAGGAGAGGACAUCACUCUGAAACAUCAUCAGAUGAUGAAGUUGAUGACAGAGACAGAAGGAACAAACAACGUAAGCAUAGUAGAAAAUCAGAAAAAGGACACCAUUCUAAAACCUCUACAGAUGAUGAUAGUAGUCUUGAUGAACGUGGGAAGAGAGAUACGAGAAGGAGAAAGGAACAAGGACACAAUGGAAAAUCGAGGAGAGGGCGGUAUGCCGACUCUGAUUCAGAGAGUGAUUCAGGAGAAGAGAGGAGAAAGAAAUCAAUCUCAAAGCAUCAUGGUGAAAGACGGACAAUCAAACGGGAGCUGGAGAGCGAUGGAGAGAGUAGGAAAAGAGAUAGGAAAGAUGAUCGGAGAGAGGAAAGGAAGAUGAAGAGAGAACCGAGAAGCGAUAGUGAGGAGAGAAGACAUAAGAAAAGCAACGGGAGGGAGGAGAGUGACGGACACAGACAAAAGAAAAUCAAAGUCGAACGUUCUGAUUCUCCAAGCCGUGAUAGAUAUGAAAGGAAUGGAAAUGAUAAGCGGAUGAAGGAGGAUGACCAGAUGGAUAGAAGACAAAAAAGCGAAAGAUCAGUCGGUCAAAACGAUGACAGACAUAGAGGAAGAGCUUCCAGGGACUAUGAAGAUGAUGUGAAUACUUACAAAGAAAGCAGAAGGGAUAGAGACAGGGAUGGAGGAAAGAGGGAUAGAGAAAGUAGAAGAGAGCACAGAGACGAGGAUAGGGGUCAUCAUCGCCAUGGUGACCGUGGUGGACGAUGAAGCAUCCCUGGCCUGAAAGAGAAUGGUAAGAUAUUCAAUCCAGUAUGUAGUGAUUAUCUUAGUUCUGUGAACUACUACACUGUAGUAACAGUUCUGGAUUGCAAGACUAUCACAUUCUGGAUGAUGGCCUUGUAGGAUAUUUGCUUGUGUUCUGUACCAGCAUGUGUUAUUUUAAAUCACAAUGAGAUAGCACAGAGAACAAUGUGAGAUCACCAUCAUUUGAGUAAUAUUGUCUCACAAAAAUUUUAGUGUAAAUUUUAUUCAAUCUAUAAAGAUAAUGCACAAAAAUAACAUAAUUUGAGUUAUUUUGUUCAUUGCAUCUUGAGUUCGACAUGUACUUCAAUGGUUGAAACUCAUGUAAACUAAUCAUGACAUCUGUUCACCAUAUUUGACUGAAUCCUCUUGCAUUUCCGAAUUUAUAGUCUCUCCAAAGUAAAUGGACUGAAUUCUGCAAAUCCACUGAAUUGUUUUACGAAGUAUCUGAAGGUAAAGAUUACUGGCCACCCAAAUCGCUCUUUAUGAAACGGCAUAUUCCAUACAUGUAUUUACAAGAGAGAUUGAUCAAUAUUGCUUUCAUGACUUGUGUUCUGUAAAGUACAGCUCUUUUUUUUCAAAUCCAAAACAAAUCUUCUCAAUGACAAAAUUUGACAAUGUGCACAUUAUGAUUCUACCAAAUAUUUUUAUUUCUGCUUUUGACUUGUAUCACAAAAUGUAGACCUGUUUGGCACAUUUGCA
Molecule: messenger RNA, 2519 nt
Organism: Lytechinus variegatus (green sea urchin)
Lineage: Eukaryota; Metazoa; Echinodermata; Echinoidea; Temnopleuroida; Toxopneustidae
Product: corepressor interacting with RBPJ 1-like
Exons: 6
Coding region: 90-1784 (564 amino acids)
Biological process (GO): negative regulation of DNA-templated transcription
Cellular component (GO): nucleus
Molecular function (GO): transcription corepressor activity
Source: RefSeq, a predicted model, not a curated record